AUGGCCUCUUCAAUUUACGAUGGAACCAUUCUCACGGCCAAAGGCGCCUUGGAGGCCUUGGCGAACAUUCUCCACAUAGGCGAGAAGCAACCCAAUGCCAACGCUUUACUCGCCGCCCGACUGGCCGACGACAUGAAGCCCUUGACCUUCCAAGUCUACACCGUCACCAGAUUUUCAGAGAUGAUGGUAGCACGACUGACCGGUCGCGAGAAAAUCAACUAUGAGGACAAUUUCUCUUCGUUCGCCGAAAUGUAUCAACGCAUCGACCAGGUGUUGAAAGCCCUCAACGACGCCGACAAGGAUGAAGUCAAUAAGCGUGGCGACCAAUCUGAGAUGACUUUUUUGCCUUCAUUGGAAACCGAAAUGACCGGCGCCGCAAUGGCGUAUGGCAUUUGCAUCCCGAACGUCCUCUUCCAUGUUAACAUGGCCUAUGCCAUCAUGCGAAAGGAGGGGGUGCCACUAGGAAAAAGGGACUAUAUCAUGCCUUUCUUGACCAAACAUGUCACUAUCUAA
Molecule: messenger RNA, 513 nt
Organism: Penicillium lagena
Lineage: Eukaryota; Fungi; Ascomycota; Eurotiomycetes; Eurotiales; Aspergillaceae
Product: DUF1993 domain-containing protein
Exons: 1
Coding region: 1-513 (170 amino acids)
Source: RefSeq, a predicted model, not a curated record